This is a messenger RNA of Adineta steineri, 2688 nucleotides long. NCBI's taxonomy places the organism in Eukaryota, Metazoa, Rotifera, Eurotatoria, Adinetida, Adinetidae. The record is from the annotation of a GenBank genome assembly.
AUGAUUUUCUUGUUUUUUUUCAUCUUACCUUUCGUUUCUUCUCAAACAAUUAAACAACUCAAUGAAAUAUCUAUCAAUGAAGAAUUACCUAUUGGUUCAAUAAUUACAUUUUUAACUGAUAAAAUACCUAAUUUAGAUCAAUCAUUAGAAUAUGAUCUUGUUACACCUGUAUCUUCGGAACUGGAUCUCUUCUCAAUUGAUCAUACACGUCAAUCACUUAUUAUUAAAAAACGUAUAGAUUAUGAACAAAUAUGUACGAAAACAAAUUCUACACAUUGUAUUAUACCGAUUAGUAUUGCUGUUUCAAAUCAUGAUACAAUCUAUGUUUAUAUACUUCCUAUACGUAUCAAAAAUAUCAAUGAUAAUCCAAUAAAAUUUUCUGUCAAUCGAACAGUUAUUGAAAUUGAAGAAAAUGAUAAAAAUUGGUAUAAAAAAUCAUAUUUACUUCCACAAGCAACGGAUGCCGAUGGUGAUUUAAUAACAUAUUCAUUAUAUCUUCAAAAUUGGAAUAAACCAACGGGUUUAUUUGAAUUAGAUCAAACUAAUUUCUCAUUAAAACCAUUAAAAUCAUUUGAUCGUGAACAACAAAAUCUCUAUUUACUUCGUCUUAUUGCUCAAAAUAAACAUGAUAAAGAUGUAUCUAUUGAUAUUAUUAUUAUCAUCAAAGAUGUUAAUGAUAAUUCACCUAUAUGUGAACAUAAUCCAACUAUAUUCAUUAUAAAUAAUACAAACUCAAUAUCAAUAUUAUCAUUAAAUGUAACCGAUCUUGAUGAAGGUGAUAAUGGUAAACUUGAAUAUUCUAUAAUCAAUCCCUUAUCUGGUUUUACUAUUGAUCGUUUAACGGGUGAGAUAAAAUUUGAUUAUAAAAAUUGGUUACGUGAAAAUAAUCAAACAAAAUUAUUUAUUAAUGUUACUGAUGAUGGUAAACCAUAUCGUUUAUCAACAGAAUGUAUUAUUGAAUUAAAAUUUUUAUUUGCAUUUGAUAUUCAUUUUGAAACAAAUUAUACAGAUGAUAGUUUAAUUAAUAUUGAAAAUAUUCAUUUACCUAUUGGAAAAUUUCUUAUUAUUGAUAAACAAACGAAAAUGAAUUGUUUCGAUUGUUUAAUUGAUUUAAAUUCAUCGUUAGAUGAUAUAUUUUAUCUGAAUGAUAAAACAUUUGAGUUAUAUUUAAAUUAUAAUUCGAUGUUAUUAAUACGUAUUUUAUCAAAUUAUAUGAUUAAACAAGAAAAUCUUCUAAUAAAUAUUAAUUUAAAUGUAUUCGAUAAAAAUAAUCCAUCGAUAAUUUCAACGAAAAAUUAUUCAUUGAUUUUAUCAUUUAAUAAAAUGAAAUUAUUAAUUAAUUCAAAUAUAUUAUUUAUUAAAAUUGACCAAAAUAUUUUUUUAAAUGAACAAAUUUCUAUAUUCAAUCGUUAUCAUUAUUGUUUAAAUAAUCAUUCAAAACAAUUUAUUAUCAAUGAUCCAACAAAUACAUUCGAAAUUGAUAAUAAAUAUAAUUUAAUAGUGAAAAAAUAUUUAAAUAUUAAACAACAACAAAAUUAUGAAAUUAUACUUAAAGAAAUUGAAAAUAAUCAAACAGAAGAAAUCAAUUCAUGUUCUAUUCAACUUCGUAUUCAUGUAUAUGAUCUGUAUUCUGUUGCGAAUGUAUACCCAUAUUUUACUCAAUCAUUUUACAUUUUAUCAAGUACGAAUAUUUCACAAUUUUCUUUACCAUCACUUCCAUCUUAUGUAAAAUAUAUCUCAUCAAAAUCGAAUGAAAUUUCUAUCGAUGAAAUCAAUGGUUCAAUAGCCAUUCAAUCACCAUCAUUAUUUUCAUCUUAUUCGUAUGAUUUUUAUAUUCAAGCUAUUAAUUCUCAGACACCAUCAUUAAGUUGUUCGAUACCAAUACGUAUUUUUUUUGGUAUUAAUCGUCAAUCACCACGAUUAGUUCAAAAUUUAACAAAACAAUCUAUUGAAAUUCCAUCAUUAACAUCAGAUUUUAUUUAUCAAAUUCAAGCUUAUGAUCCUGAUUUAUCAUUAGAUAAUCAAUAUAAAUUAUUUCCACCAUCAAUUCAAUAUGAAGUAGAUUCAUCUGAAAAUCUUGAUAUUGAACGUUAUACUGGUCGAAUAUUUCGAAAGAAUUCAAAUCAAUUUAUAUAUAAUUUUACAUUAAUUCUCAUGGAUUUUGGUCAACCAGAUCGAUUGAUAACUCGUGUUCAAAUAACAUUUCAUAUUAAAUCAAAUGAAUUACUAAAUCGACAAGAAAUUCCAAUGUUUAUUUCAACAACAUUUAUCCUCAUUAGUAGUGCUAUACUUGUAAUGAUUGUUCUAUUAAUUAUUAUUAUACUUUUACUAAAUUGUUGUCAUCGACAAUCAUCAACAAAUAAAUCUUUAGCAAAUAUUUCACCAACAACACCGGAUAGUCGAUUAAUUGAUAAUGAAUAUAUUACAACAACAACAUCAUUACCACGUGUUGUUAAUCGAGAACAACGAAUUUAUCCAACGAUUACAAAUGAUAAUGAACGAAAACUUUUAGAACAAAUUCAUCUUCCACCACCACCAUUAUAUUCAGCAGAAAAAGUUUUUAUUAAACAAGAUUAUCAACAGAAUUUAUCAAUGAACGAUAUUAACAAAUAUUUAGAACGUUUUGAAAAAAUUUAUAAUAAUUCAUCCGAAUCUAAUGGUCAAGAACCUAUAGGAUUGGUUGUGUAG